This is a messenger RNA of Eruca vesicaria subsp. sativa (arugula), 273 nucleotides long. NCBI's taxonomy places the organism in Eukaryota, Viridiplantae, Streptophyta, Magnoliopsida, Brassicales, Brassicaceae. The record is from the annotation of a GenBank genome assembly.
AUGAAGAUCAAGAGGCCCAAUACCCAACAAAGAAAAAUCAUAAUAGCCAUUGCACUACAGACAUCAAACGUUAUUCCAACUCUCGGAGAUGCCACAUGUACAGAUCUUGACAUAAUUGUUAAGCUAACUGAUCUCAACCCCCAAACUUUGAGAAGACUUGAUCUCGACGCCUAUACAAACGACUUUCGAAACAACAGAAGACGAUUCAUGACCAGCAAAGAGCAUUUCAUGCCCUAUUUGCUACCGCGAGCUUGGCACCGAUGGAGAAAUUAA